AUGGCAAACGUCCAAUCUAAAGAGCUUAUAAAACGCUAUCUUACCGAUUCGAAGGAAUUCCCGCAACUAGUAUCGCGGGACAAGUUUCACUCCAUAGUUCAGCUAGUCUGCCGCAACCGAUUAUUGAACGAGGAGGAGGCUCAACUGUAUGAAAUACUAUCGAGACAAAAACAGAACACUCUUGAGCGCGUUGAAUUAAGUAUUGACCAACUGGAUCUGGGACGAAUAGGUACAGAUAAUAAUGAGAGUACUGUGCAGCUGGAAGAUUUGAGCCUUAUGCAAUUGACAGAGUCAAUGGAUCAAUUGAACCAGUCUCUGGAGUCACAAAUAAAGGCUAUUGAGCAGGAUGUGAAAGUCGAGCUAGAGGAAAUUAAUGAGCAAAUCGAUGCUUUCAAUGACCUCAGAUAUGGAACUAUCAACUUUGAAUCGUCAGUUGAAUCAUUAUGUACAGAUUUACAACAGCUAGAGAAACGCUUACUGGAACUGGGGAAGUAA
Molecule: messenger RNA, 495 nt
Organism: Ogataea angusta
Lineage: Eukaryota; Fungi; Ascomycota; Pichiomycetes; Pichiales; Pichiaceae
Exons: 1
Coding region: 1-495 (164 amino acids)
Source: RefSeq, a predicted model, not a curated record